Dromiciops gliroides (monito del monte) is the source of this 3357-nucleotide messenger RNA. It is a transcript of the gene PLPP3, whose product is annotated as phospholipid phosphatase 3. The transcript is spliced from 6 exons. Bases 570 to 1508 code for a protein of 312 amino acids. NCBI's taxonomy places the organism in Eukaryota, Metazoa, Chordata, Mammalia, Microbiotheria, Microbiotheriidae. The record is from RefSeq and is a predicted model, not a curated record. Gene Ontology annotation, biological process: canonical Wnt signaling pathway; phospholipid metabolic process; phospholipid dephosphorylation. Gene Ontology annotation, molecular function: phosphatidate phosphatase activity.
GGUGAAAUAAAAGUGCCGAAGGGCGCCGAGGCGAUCGCAGUGCAGCCGAGGCAGCCUCAGCCGCGGGCGCAGCCCCUCUGGGAGAGACCGAGCCUCGGCCCUCGACCUCGGCGAUCACUUCGCUCGCUCCGGGCUUCCAUUCAUUAAGGAUCCAGCUGCCGGGAACGCGGUCCACGCGCGCACACACGCACACAAACACACCGAGCACUCGCACGCACACGCACAGCUCCAGCUCCGGGACUAGUCGUAGUUUUGAGAGAGAAAAGUUUGUUAGUUACCGGGGUUGGUGUACCCCCCCCUUUUUUUUCUUGCCCCCUUCCCUCCCCCGCAGUCUAGUCCGGGCUGGGGAGAACGAAAGGAGACAGCGAGGAGGAGCGAAGCGCAGCCCCCAGCUCGCUGCCCGCCCCACUGCCCCUCGUCCUCGGCGGGCCCGGGAGGAACCUCCUCGCCUCUCGGCGGCGGCGGCUGCGGGGAGCCGAGCCCCGGACUCGGGUGCCUGCCUCCCGGCGCACGGGCGCUGAUCGGCGGCGGACGCUGGCCUCGGAGCCGCGGACCGUGCCCCGGACACCAUGCAGAACUACAAGUACGACAAGGCGAUCCCGGCCGAGAGCAAGAACGGGGGCAGCCCGGCCCUGAACAACAACCCCAGGAAGGGCGGCCGCAAGCGGGUGCUGCUCAUCUGCCUCGACCUCUUCUGCCUCUUCAUGGCGGGUCUGCCCUUCCUCAUCAUUGAGACCAGCGCCAUCAAGCCUUACCGACGAGGCUUCUACUGCGGCGAUGAGAGCAUCAAGUACCCCCUGAAGACAGGAGAGACCAUCAGUGACGCCGUCCUGUGUGCCGUGGGCAUCGUCAUCGCUAUCCUUGCGAUCAUCACUGGGGAAUUCUACCGCAUCUAUUACUUGAAGGAGAAGUCUCCGUCCGUGAUCCAGAACCCAUACGUGGCCGCCCUCUACAAGCAGGUGGGCUGCUUCGUCUUUGGCUGCGCCAUCAGCCAGUCCUUCACAGACAUCGCCAAGGUGUCUGUAGGCCGCCUGCGGCCCCAUUUCCUAGAUGUCUGCAACCCCGACUUCAGCAAGAUCAACUGCUCCGUGGGCUACGUGCAGAGCUAUGAGUGCCGAGGGGAUGACAGCAGGGUCCAGGAAGCCAGGAAAUCUUUCUUUUCUGGCCAUGCCUCUUUCUCCAUGUACACCAUGCUCUACUUAGCGCUCUAUCUGCAGGCCCGCUUCACCUGGAGAGGAGCCCGCCUGCUCCGGCCCCUCCUGCAGUUCACGCUGAUCAUGAUGGCCUUCUACACUGGCUUGUCUCGAGUGUCUGACCACAAGCAUCACCCCACAGAUGUCUUGGCGGGAUUUGCACAGGGAUCCCUGGUGGCUUUCUGUAUAGUCUUUUUCGUGUCCGACCUCUUCAAAACCAAGACGACUAUUGCCUUGCCUCCCCCUCCCAUCCGAAAGGACAUCCUCUCCCCUGUCGACAUCAUAGACAGAAACAAUCACCACAAUAUGGUGUAGACCGCUUGGCUCCCCCUGGAGAGUUUUGCAAACUGACUGCUGACAGCACCCACCUGCUGCUGCUCUCAAAUCUCAUCAGACAGUAGAAUGUAGGGGAAAAUGGUUUUUUGCCCGCCCGAUCUUUUUGUUUUGUUUUGUUUUUAAGAAAAAAAUCUUAUUCUGUGGCCUUCUGAAAUUGGUUGUGAUUCAACCAGAUGGAGACACCAGUGAAAAUGGACACAUACUUUUCAAGUGCCUGAGUUUUAGGUGCACAGUUGGCCCCACGUGUUCAUGUUGUAGUGAAUGCUGGCUUGUUCACAGGUGAGCACCAAGAUGGGUUUGUAGAGUGGGUGACUCCAUCCAGUGAGCCACUUCUGAUUGUAGCCCUCUGAGAGGCAAAGAGAGCACUGAACUGAGGUUUGUGGGGCGCGAUCUCUGGGCUUGCCUCUCACCUUUAUCUCUGGCCUCCCAGUCCGGGGUGCUUGGUUCUCUACUGUGACUCUGGUGCCCAGGAGCCCCCCACUCAGAAUGUCAGAAGCUGCCGGAAGGAGCUGUCCGGUCGGGACUAGUACCUUACUUACCACUUUCUCCUCCUUCCAGCCAGUGACUGAAGUCAGCUCACUUUUAGCCACUAGGAUACUCUUUGUGGACAACUGACUUUGAUAGACAGCACAAGGGUGAAAAAGGUGGAAGGAGCUGAAUGCUCUUCUCCUGCCAUCACCCCUUAUCUUUGGCUGCAUCAGUCUCAGAGUGGUCAGGGGGUGACCACAGAGAUUGAUCUGCACUUGCAUUUGGCUAAGUCAGGUGCAUUUUAGAUGAAAAGGGAGGUGUUUAUUUCCCACCUCUUCCUCCCCCCAAAAAAAGAAUUAAAAUGAAUGCAUUUUGUCAUUUUCCCAUGAGCCACAUAAUCUUAAAACAAAUCCAGGGUUAGGGCUGGAUUCUGCCCUGAAGUAAAUCAACCUUUUCUUGAAAGUACAACGGGAUGGGGGGGGGUAGGGGGAGAUGGGACAAAAAGAACACCUGGCCCAGGGCAACAGGUUGUCCCGCACCUCUGAGGGCGCCUCUUAGGCAUUCUUCUUGAGAUGUGUAAAGCACUAUGGAUUUGGGAUCGAGUCCCAGGAGCUGAAGAUUCAGCGGGCUUCCGAACACUCUGCAGGGCAGAAGGCACACCCGCUAGAAUCUCUCAGCGCUUUCAUUUCCUCAUCCUCUAUCUGGAAGGCCCGAAAAGUUAGGUUUUCUUAGAGGCAGUAGGUAGCAAUCCAAUGACUUGGCUUUCCCAGGGAAGGAAAAAAGGGAUUUAUAAACAACCACCACCGCCACAUUUCUAGAUCUUGGGUGAAGACCUUGCAAAGGGCUUAGCAUCUUAGGGGUCAUACGAAACCAAACGGAUUGGCCAUCAGCACAUUCGUCUUCAAGAAUCCGUCCUACCAUUUCAACUAUAGCAAGCUAUGAUUUUUAUAUAUAAAUAUUAUAUAAAUAAUGUAUAAAACAUUAAAAAUUAACUAUGUAAAAUAUUAUUUCUGAAACAAUUUUAGAUAUAUCCACUAUGAUUAUCAACGGUGUCUUGACCUGUGUUAUUUACAUCAUGUUGCUUGAAAAAGCAUCAAGUUACUUUUUUUUUCUUCAUCUAGUCAACUAAAAUGUUUGUAGCUCUGUAGGAGUUGUCAGGAAGGGAAGAGAAGAUAGCGACAGCUAGAGAUGGUUGUAUAAAAAAAAAAAAAGUGAAAUUGUCCGUAUUUUUGUAAUGUUGACUUUUGUAAAGAAAAAGACUAUUUGGAGACUUGUAGAAUACAAGAACACAACAGUUUGUAUCCGCAGAGCAAUGGCUGUAUAAAUGUGCUUUUGAAAUAAAAGCUCAUAACACAACUAA